AUGAGGGCAGAGCAAGAGCUGAGAACGUUCCUAGGAGGGCGUGUGAACCUGCUUGCCUCAGUUCACAGCUACUCGGGGCAGCCCCUUCCCAGUGACCUGAGCGCGGAGAACCACAUAUCCUGGCUCCUAAGUUCAGGCCAGCUGCUUCUUUGGGAAAAUCAACCAAAUUUAAACUUUUUUUCUAAUCCUGGGUUACUUCAGGGAUCUUUGUGGGUGCUUUUCAGUUCAAUUGCUCAGUUCUGUCCGACUCUUUGCGACCCAAUGGACAACAGCACGCCAGGCCUCCCUGUCCAUCACCAACUCCCAGAGCUUGCUCAAACUCAUGUCCAUCGAGUCCGUGAUGCCAUCUAA
Molecule: messenger RNA, 351 nt
Organism: Rangifer tarandus platyrhynchus (Svalbard reindeer)
Lineage: Eukaryota; Metazoa; Chordata; Mammalia; Artiodactyla; Cervidae
Source: the annotation of a GenBank genome assembly